Molecule: messenger RNA, 1343 nt
Organism: Doryrhamphus excisus (bluestripe pipefish)
Lineage: Eukaryota; Metazoa; Chordata; Actinopteri; Syngnathiformes; Syngnathidae
Product: serpin A3-5-like
Molecular function (GO): serine-type endopeptidase inhibitor activity
Source: RefSeq, a predicted model, not a curated record
CCCACUCACAAAGUUAUAUAAACAAGACACUCCUCUGUCCUGCCUACCUUGUUGCUGGCUGUGGUUUUUGAGACAAGAGAACCACCAAAUUGUCCACCAUGAUGCAUGCAGCCCUGUGUGUGUGGAUCUUAUCAGCAUUGGUCUGCGUGGGAAGAGGCCACCACCAUGAAGGUCACACUGAAGACAGCCAUGCACAGGUGACUUUAGCAAACAAGGAGUUUUCCUUCCAUCUGUACAGGAGAUUGGCAGGUCACGCUACCACACAAGGCAAGAAUGUCUUCUACUCCCCGAAUAGCGUGUCCGUCGCCUUGGCUGCAUUGUCGGUUGGAGCCCGGGGAGAGACCCACCAACAACUGUUCAGUGGUCUGGGUUACAACAGCACCCAAGUUACGCAGACAGAUGUGAAUCAGGCCUUCAGUAUGCUCCUCAAAAGGCAAGAUCAGUCACCGGACAUCAGCGAAGGGACCGCUGUCUUCCUGGAUAACACCUUCGAGCCAAAACCUGAGUUCAUGAAGGUUUUGAAAGAGUCCUUUUACACAGAUGGAUUCAAUGUCGACUUCCACGCAACAGACAGUGUUAGUACCAUCAAUAAGUACGUAGCAGAUAAGACGCAUGGCAAGAUUGAUAAAUUGGUGGAGAAACUGGAUCCAAGCACGAUAAUGUAUCUCAUCAGCUACAUCUACUUCAAAGGAAAGUGGGACACUCCUUUCGAUCCUAAGCUCACAAAAGAGGACACUUUCCAUGUUGAUGAGAAUACUAAGGUUUCUGUCCAGAUGAUGAAUAAUGAGGAUAGGUUUGAUGUCUAUCAUGACCUGGCAGUCAACACAACAAUCCUCCGCCUUCCUUUCAACAGCUCUUAUUCCAUGCUCCUGUUGUUGCCCGAACACAUGGCGGAACUAGAGAAGGAAAUUUGUCCACAACAUAUUGCUAAAUGGUCAAAAUGGAUGAAAUCCAGGACAUAUGAUGUAUUUGUUCCAAAAUUAUCCAUCAAGACCUCCUAUUCUCUGAAUGACAUGUUGGUUGAAAUGGGAAUGUCUCACAUGUUUGAUGGCCGAGCAGAUUUGAGUGGAAUUUCAGAAGGGCAGAAACUCAAAGUCUCCGAGGUUGUGCACCAAGCUGCCCUUGAUGUGGAUGAAGCUGGAGCCACUGCCGCAGCUGCAACAGGCAUUGGCAUCACUUUGAUGUCUUUCCAACACAUCCCAGUGUUGAAGUUCAACCGUCCAUUCAUGGUUCUCAUCACUGAAAACACCACAGACGACAUCCUUUUUAUGGGAAAGAUAAUCAACCCAACCGUGUGAUGGACAACUAUUGGUGCAUCAUAAUAAAAUAAAGAAAGAAUGUCA